AGACCCUGAUGCUCUGGUUGAGCCCGUGGCUCCGGUGAUUGUGAUUGGUCCGAAGAAUAUGUCUGUCGUGGCAGGGAGGGAAGCUACACUUGAGUGUAUUGCUAACGCCAGGCCGGUGGAGAGGCUGGUGUUGUCGUGGAAACGUAAUGGGCGUCGGCUGGCCAGUGGAGUGGGCGUGUUCGGGCGUCGCCUGACCCUCUCUAGCCCCUCCCUCUCAGACGGGGGUGUGUACGUGUGUGAGGCGUCGCUUCUCAACUCCACCACCAGACCCACCGAGGCCCGGGCCCAUCUCACUGUACUGGAGCCUCCGUACUUCACUGCUGAACCCAGACUGAAGAGUGUUGCAGCGGUGGACAGGAACGUCGACUUACACUGUCAGGCCAAGGGAGUCCCCCGGCCCGUAUAGAGUGGUAUAAAGACGCUGUGCCCGUAUCCAAGUUGGCCAACCCUCGCUACAAGGUUACCGCGGCAACAGGUCUGACUGUGCGGAGAGUCCAACCAGGAGAUGCCGGAAUGUUCCAGUGUUUCGCUCGGAACGCUGCCGGAGAGACACAGACACACACACAGCUGGUGGUCACUAGUGUCACCUCCUCCUUCUCCCUCCUCCCCUCUGAUCUCACCGUUACCGUCGGCAACUCGGCUGUGUUCACCUGCGAGACCACUGGAGCCCCCAAACCUGCUGUCAGUUGGAGGAGAGGUUCCCAGCUCUUGGCCAGUGGGACAGUCCAGAUUCCCAGGUUCACCCUGCUGGAGUCAGGUGGUCUGCUGGUUGAGCCAAUCAGGAUGGAGGAUUCAGGCGACUACACCUGUACUGCCGCUGGCGCAGACACACACAUCAACGCUACGGCCACUCUCACUGUCUGGAUUCGUACAUUUAUCUCCGUCCCGCCGGUGGACCAGAGGGUCAUCAAGGGAACCACGGCAACCCUGGAUUGUAACGCUACACACGACCCCAGGGUCAACAUCAGUUUCCAGUGGCAGCGUGGAGCAGUACCUCUCCAGCCCAGCGGGGGCAGAGUGUCUAUAUUGUCUGGUUCUCUGACCAUCAGCCAGACUUGGUCAGGCGACAUAGGAGACUAUACCUGCACUGUGACAUCACAGGCCGGGAACCAAUCACGCUCCGCACGCCUCGAAGUCAUUGAGCUCCCCCACUCCCCCAGAUCUCUGUCUGUGUCUCUGAAUGAUUCAGACAGCCGUUCAGUUCUUCUCUCCUGGGUCAGACCCUUCGAUGGAAACUCUCCUCUUCUACACUACCUACUGGAGCUGUCUGAGAACA
Molecule: messenger RNA, 1276 nt
Organism: Oncorhynchus tshawytscha (Chinook salmon)
Lineage: Eukaryota; Metazoa; Chordata; Actinopteri; Salmoniformes; Salmonidae
Product: protein sidekick-1-like
Exons: 9
Biological process (GO): dendrite self-avoidance; axon guidance; homophilic cell-cell adhesion
Cellular component (GO): axon; plasma membrane
Molecular function (GO): cell-cell adhesion mediator activity
Source: RefSeq, a predicted model, not a curated record